UCAGCCAGUCAUUCUCCCUCCGCACAGCUGAGGCUCAACAUCCCAAGAGCCUCCUCCUCCUCCUUUCUCUCUCUCUCUCUCUCACACACACACACACACACACACACACACACAGUUGCUCACACACCUCUCAGUUACUGCUGAGCCCAGUCAGCACGAGCACCAGCUCUGAGGAAAGGAGAAAGAUACACACAACAAAAAAAGAAAGGGAAGAAAGCAGACUUAAGAGGAUCAGGAUGAGGACGAGUAUGUGCAGUGUGCCGGCGGUUCCCUGCUGCCGUCCCACACAGACUGUGCGGUGCUUCACAUCCCCUCUGCUUCUCCUCCUCCUCCUCCUGCUCCUGAGCAGCUGCAGCAGCAGCAGCAUCGGGGCUGUCCCUUCCCCGUUCCAGCUGGCCCCGGACACCCCGGCCCCGGCUGAGCCCACCCCGACCCAGGCCACACCUCGCCCAGACCCCUGCGAAGGCAGACCCUGCCUCAACGGGGGCUUCUGCCUGGCUCUCCCUUCCGCUGGCAGGCCAGAGGACACCUGGGAGUACACCUGUACAUGCAGCCAGGGCUUCACGGGACGGAACUGUGAGUUUCUCACAGACCCGUGUGCCAGCAGCCCCUGUCUCCAUGGAAACUGCAGCCGGAGCGACAGUGGGGAGGAGGGGGAGCCGGCCUACACCUGUGAAUGCACUGAAGGCUACGAGGGGGAGAGGUGUGAUCAAAUCCUAUUGGACCUGCCGGCUGCUGACUGGGACCCUGCUACCCCCUCCGCUCCUGAACUGGCUACCCCCGUCGCCUCCACCACCGCAGCCGCCACUCAGCCGCAACAGCCAACCACUGUGCCCUCCACCACAACGCCAGCACCUCCCACCCUGCAGCCAUGGCAACCCAAACCUGGGCAGAGGCUGCUGGUGGUGCCGUGGGAGGCCGACAGGGUGACGGAGGGUUUGCACUGUGUGAGUCCUGAGUUGUGUGAGCUGACAUCAGGAACUCUGACUCUGUCUCUGGAGGUGCCUGAAGAGACGGCUGUAAAGGUGGUGGUGAAUGCCAGUGGAGCUCCAGUGCUUUGGCGUUUGAAUGAAGAGGGUUUCCUCCGUUCGUCCAUUUUGAACGGCACUACGAUGUGGUUCCUGCAGGCCCCUGAUGGACUGGUGGUGCCAGACCACUUGCUGCCCCUGGGACAGAACUACUUCCUCAGUGUGUUGCGUGUUGGCACCCUCACAGCCCCGGAGGUCACCCUGCGUCUGAACCUGACAGUGAAGGCCAGCAGCUGUGUGGAGCCCGGCAGCAGCUUCAGUGACCCUCAGUGCUCCGGGAAAGGCAAAUGUAUCACACAGCCGUCUGAGAGCACUUUCUUCUGUGAAUGUGAAGACGGCUACACUGGAAUCUUCUGCGAGGAAUUUGAUGCCUGCCACCACCGACCUUGCCACAACAAUGGCACCUGCGCUGACGUUAGACAGGGGGGUGAAGGACGCAACUUCACAUGCAGCUGCCCUCCAGGUUAUGAAGGGGAGCGCUGCCAGUUGCUGGUUGACCACUGUCUCUCUCAGCCGUGCAAAAAUGGAGCCACUUGUUUCAGCAGCCUGGCAGGGCCCAGAUGCUACUGUCCCGAAGGCUACCAGGGUGCUACAUGUGAGCAGAAGGUGGACCCGUGUGCCUCCAGCCCCUGUCACAAUAACGGGACAUGCUACGCCCAGGGCCCCGGCCCCCUGGGGUUCGGCUGUAGCUGCACAGCAGGCUUCACCGGCCCUACCUGUGCCCAGCUGGUGGACUUCUGCGCCCUGAACCCCUGCGCCCAUGGGGUCUGCCGCAGCGUAGGCAACAGCUACAGGUGUCUGUGUGUCCCAGGCUACCAUGGCUUGUACUGUGAGGAGGAGUACAAUGAGUGUCUGUCUGCCCCCUGCCAGAACUACGCCACCUGUAGGGAUCUUAUCAAUGCCUACGAGUGUGUCUGCACACCACAGUUUGAAGGCAGACACUGUGAAAUCUACAAGGAUCCAUGUCUGAAGAUGCAUUGCCAGAAUGGAGGCCGCUGUGAGAGCGCGGGACUCAAUGCUUCCUGUGCCUGCCCACCUGGAUACCUGGGGGAGAAGUGCGAUGUCGACAUCAAUGAGUGUGAGAGCAAUCCUUGUCACCAUGGAGGCACUUGCAUUGACCAAUCAAAUGGCUUCACCUGUCACUGUCAACCUGGGUGGGUGGGGCCCAGCUGUGAGAUCCACCUCCAGUGGAAGCCGGCACACACUGAGGACACUCUGACCAACAUGCCACGCCACUCCCUGUACAUCAUCAUCGGAGCGCUGUGCGUGGCCUUCGUGCUCAUGCUCAUCAUCCUCAUCGUGGGCAUCUGCCGCAUCAGCCGCAUCGAGUACCAGGGCUCGUCACGCCACGCCUACCAGGAGUUCUACAACUGCCGCAGCAUCGACAGCGAGUUCAGCAACGCCAUUGCCUCCAUCCGCCACGCCAGAUUUGGCAAGAAGUCCAGGCCUGCUAUGUACGAUGCCACUCCCAUCGCCUAUGAAGACUACAGUCCUGAUGACAAGCCUUUGGUUACCCUCAUCAAGACGAAGGAUUUGUAAAACACAACCAUCACAAGCUGCACACAUGCAACUACACAUGUAUACACACACACACACACGCAUAGAGAAAGUCAGUAUAAAUCUUUAAGUAUUUCUUAAGAAAGAAAAACCAGUAAAACAAAAUUGAAUGUAAAGUGGAGAAAAAAAAUCCAAAACAUACUCUGUAGUUUAAAAAGAAGAAAUCUGGAAUUUGAUACAUCUAUUUUCCUGUCAAAGUCCACGAUAAGGCUUUAUUGUAGCAUAAGAGCAUACUUUGCAUUACUUAAGUUAUUAAUGAUGGGCAACACUACCAGUAACCUCUGUCUGUAGGUGGGGCUCUGACAGUGCUGACAACUGUUCUUACAGGUGUUGUAGAAAUAGGUGCACUCCUCAUGGUGCGUACACUGUAUCUUUUUCUAUAUCUAAAAAAUUCUGCAGUAGGUUGCCUUACUUCGUGCAUGGUUAGAUUUGAUGUUCUCUCUGCAUUAUUUUAAAAUCUUUUGUACUUGGUUGUUGGUUGUUAUUUUUGUCAUUGCAUUGUAUUUCUCUCCGUCAAGAUUGUGCCAAAUAUUUUUCUUUUUGUAAGUUGUGGUUGGUAGAUCAAAUACAUGUAUGAAAUACUAGUCACAAAAUUUUUCUUUUUAAAAAGCAUAUGGUCCUGUUCUUUACAUGCAAGUGUACGAAUAGUAAAGAAAGUGGGUUUACUGGAGUACUGUGACCCUACCAUCCCACUGUAUGUAUUUCAGUGAUAUUUAGGAUAAUAGGUAGGUAUAUUUCUCAAUGCACAGAAACAUAGUUGGUUUUACUCAGUGCACCUGUUUAUCCCAGUGUACAAAUUCACCUCUAGUAUUGACAGUGUUGCAUAGUUUCUGGAUGAGAGUUUCUUUGCUGGAGUGGCCUCUUGCUGGCUUUAGGGUGUAGAAGAAAGAGAAGCAGGAGGUGGAGGAAGAGGAAGAGGGAUGAUAUCUACUCCAGAAUAUAUGUGCUUCUGUGUCCUGCCAAUGGAAACCUCUCUGUCUGUGCAGCUGUGUUGUUCCCCUCAAGGUCAAGCAAUGUUUUACCAAUAAGCUCAGCUAAUCCUCAGAUUUUUUUCUCUCUCAUUUUAAACACAGCAACCACAUGAUUACCUAUUAUCUAUGUUGAAUGAUGUAAACAAUAAAGAUUCAAGUGAACAUACUCUACAGUA
This is a messenger RNA of Seriola aureovittata, 3732 nucleotides long. It is a transcript of the gene dner, whose product is annotated as delta/notch-like EGF repeat containing. NCBI's taxonomy places the organism in Eukaryota, Metazoa, Chordata, Actinopteri, Carangiformes, Carangidae. Gene Ontology annotation, cellular component: plasma membrane; protein-containing complex. Gene Ontology annotation, biological process: establishment or maintenance of epithelial cell apical/basal polarity; heterophilic cell-cell adhesion. Gene Ontology annotation, molecular function: calcium ion binding. The coding region runs from base 237 to 2567 and encodes 776 amino acids. The transcript is spliced from 13 exons. The record is from RefSeq and is a predicted model, not a curated record.